CCCCACCUCAGCCUGUAAUGCCAACCGUCAACGAUGCCCCACCUCAGCCUGUAAUGCCAACCAACAAGGGUGCCCCACCACAGCCUGUAAUGCCAACCUUCAACGUUGCCCCACCUCAGCCUGUUAUGCCAACCGUCAACGAUGCCCCACCUCAGCCUGUAAUGCCAACCUACAAGGGUGCCCCACCACAGCCUGUAAUGCCAACCUUCAACGUUGCCCCACCUCAGCCUGUAAUGCCAACCAACAACACUGCCCCACCACAGCCUGUCAUUCCAACAUACAACGGUGCCCCACCACAGCCUGUAAUGCCAACCUACAACGUUGCCCGACCUCAGCCUCUAAUGCCAACCUACAACGAUGCCCCACCACAGUCUCCGGUAAUGAUGGUGACGCGAAACACCAGCAGCUCCCCUUUACAGACUGAGAGCUACAACUAUGAAGGUCCUCUGCCUCCCCUUGCUGUGCCAGUUCACUUCGCUUUAGACAUGCUAAAUGAGAUGGAGGAGCAAGUUGGGUAUGAAGACAUCGAGGCCAGUAAUGGGAAUCCUGAGCAAGGAGUGUCUCACCCAUGUUCUUGUUGUAGAAAGGUUGACUCCCUUCAGGUCACUGUGCAAGAACUUCAAUUACAGGUGAAGUCACUUGAGAGACUGGUUGAGAGGUCGCAAAGCACAGCCCCAAGGGUCCAGACCCCGACCAGACCAAUCCCAGUACGACAACACCUUCAGGCCAUUCAAGAUGGCAACCUUUCAACAGAGGAGAAGAUUAAGGCAGCCAUCCAACAUGAACCAAGGGAAGCAAAAGCCCUUCAGAGAGCCAUGCGGGCCAUCUUUUCACCUCAACAGCUCGUCUCUUGUUCUAUGAAGGGGGCCUUCACUUGCAGACAUGGGGCGCCAAGACCUGGGCUACCACAUGAAGACACUGCUAUCAUUAUUGAACAAGUCAGCCAGAAAUAUGGAACCUCUAUCCCAGAAGUAGAAAAGAAAUUUAGGUCAGCCCUCCACAGACUUUCGGGAGCCUAUAAGGGAACUCAGACGGUGUUUAAAUGUUGAUAAAAGACAGUCACAUGUAUAUAUGUAUAUAUAUAUAUAUAUGUGUGUUUGUGUGUAUAGACAUAUUUAUGUAUAUUUAUUUAUGUACGAGUGUAUGAAUGUUGAUUUAUAUUAAUACUUUCUUCUCUUUUGUUUGCGUAUAUUUAUUUAUGUAUAUGUGUAUGA
Molecule: messenger RNA, 1214 nt
Organism: Dreissena polymorpha
Lineage: Eukaryota; Metazoa; Mollusca; Bivalvia; Myida; Dreissenidae
Exons: 5
Coding region: 18-1049 (343 amino acids)
Source: RefSeq, a predicted model, not a curated record